AUGGCCGUAAUUUGGGAUUCGACAGUGGUACUCCUGUCUCAGGGCGUUUUCUUUUUUCUUGGUUGGCUGUUUUUUAUGAAACAACUUUUUCGUUAUUAUGAAGUCCAUCACAGAAUGGUUCAGAUUCUUUUCUCAGUUACAUUUGCUUUAUCAUGUACUAUGUUUGAAUUAAUAAUUUUUGAAAUAUUGAAUAUAUUGAAGCCGAGUUCUCGAUUUUUGCAUUGGAAACUGGGAUUAUAUUCAAUACUAUUUGUCCUCAUUUUUGCUUUACCGGUAUACGUGUCAUUUUCCCUUUUUAAAUCGAUUUCUUUCAUUCGGCGAUCUUGGUUAUUGCCUUUAACAGUUUGCUUAUGGAUGUUGUUUAUCUAUUUCUUUUGGAAAAUUGGUGAUCCGUUUCCGAUUUUAAGUGCAAAACAUGGAAUAUUUACAAUUGAACAAGCCAUAUCGCGUGUUGGUGUGAUUGGUGUAACUGUUAUGGCAAUAUUGUCUGGAUUUGGCGCAGUUAAUGCACCUUAUUGUUAUAUGACUAUAUUUAUGCGGCCUGUUCUACAGGUGCAUGUUGCUCAGAUGGAACGAAAACUUAUGCAUACUAUGGAGAUGAUCGUCUCAAAGAAAAAGCGAUUAUGCUUAUUGGAAAAAGAAGCAGCCCGCAGUGCAUUCACUCAAGAAAGCUUACUUCAGCGACUUUGGGGAUCGGUCACUUUCUCAUCAAAUUCUUUAAAAGGCCAAAUAAGCGCAUAUAAUGCUGAAAUAGUUCCCUUGGAAGAAUUCAGCCGAUAUUUGUUUCUUGAAUUAGUUGAACUAAGGAAUAUGAAGGAUCGAAUGGAAUAUAGUAAAACAUGGCAAGGGCAAUAUUUUAAUAUAAUGGGACACUUUUUUUCCAUUUACUGUAUAUGGAAAAUUUUUAUUUGCACCGUUAAUAUACUUUUCGAUCGUGUGGGCAAAGUUGAUCCCGUUACAAGAGGAAUAGAAAUUGCUGUAAAUUACAUGGGCUUUCGGCUUGAUGUUAGAUUUUGGUCGCAACAUAUUUCGUUUUUAUUGGUGGGUGUUAUUGUUGUAUCAUCAGUUCGUGGUUUGCUGAUAACUCUGACGAAAUUUUUUUAUUUAAUUUCAAGCAACAAGUCCUCAAAUUUAAUCGUACUUCUUCUCGCACAAAUCAUGGGAAUGUAUUUUGUUUCAAGUGUUCUAUUGAUGAGGAUGAAUAUGCCUUAUGAAUAUAGAUCGAUAAUAACGGAAGUUCUUGGCGAUCUUCAAUUUAAUUUUUAUCAUCGUUGGUUUGAUGUUAUGUUUUUAAUAUCAGCGUUAAUAAGUAUUGCAUUUUUAUGGUUAGCACAUAAACAAACUCCAAUAUCAUUAGAAAAUGGAUAG
Molecule: messenger RNA, 1368 nt
Organism: Dracunculus medinensis (Guinea worm)
Lineage: Eukaryota; Metazoa; Nematoda; Chromadorea; Rhabditida; Dracunculidae
Source: the annotation of a GenBank genome assembly